GGUCUCUCCCAAACCCUUGGGAGACCGUCGACCGAGUUGCCCUCUGACUGCGCCCGCGCUUUAUCUCCGAAGAGCACGAUGGCCGCCGCCACCGCCACCGCCUCUACGUCCUUCUCGCCGCCUCCGUGCUGUUCCCUUCGUCGACGGUUCCAUGCCUCUCCCGACCGGGCCGCCACCAUGCCCCUCCCCCGUCUCCUCCUUCUGACCCGCCACCAGCUCCGCCACCGCCUCCGCCGCUCUGCCGUCUCCGUCGCCGCCUCCGUCAAGCAGGAGGAGAUCCUCUGGACGCGAGCGCCCGUCUCCGUUGUGGAGCCCGCUGCAGAGUCUCUCUUCCACGUCUCAGUAGACUUGAGCGACAGCCCCGGCCUUGCCGCCUCGUAUGUCGCCGCGGGGCAGUAUCUCCAGGUCAGGGCCCUCGAGUGCCGGCCGGCCUUCCUCGCCAUCGCUUCCCCUCCGUCACCCUCCGGCACGAAAUUGGAGUUCCUUAUCAAGGACAUCGACGGGUCCGCGGCCUCGCUUAUCUGCCGGCUCCGCCGCGGCGAUGUCGUCGAGCUCGGCCCGGUCAUGGGCAAGGGCUUCAACAUCUCCGAGAUCUCCCCGCCCGAGUCCUUCUCCUCCGUCCUCAUCUUCGCCACUGGCUCUGGGAUCAGUCCCAUUCGAGCCCUUAUAGAAUCAGGUUUUGAUGCAAAGAUGCGUCCAGAUGUGCGCCUUUAUUAUGGAGCAAGAAAUCUUCAAAGGAUGGCCUACCAGGAUAAAUUCAAGGACUGGGAAUAUUCUGGUGUUAACGUAAUUCCUGUCCUAUCACAACCAGAUGAUAGAUGGACAGGAGAGAAAGGUUAUGUACAGGCAGCAUUUGCUAGAGCAAAACAAAUUUUGGAUCCUUCAACUACUGGUGCAGUUCUCUGUGGUCGCAAGCAAAUGGCUGAGGACGUCACCUCCAUUCUUGUUGCUGAUGGUGUCUCAAGCAAAAAGAUUCUCAAGAACUUCUAACUGCAGCCAGCAGGACUUCAAUGUUGUAACGAUUGUUGGAGAGUAAAAGCACCGCUUCAUUAUUUCUCCGAUGUUUCAAAUAUCUAUUUGAUGUAGUAAUUCUUUUACAGAGAAACUUUACCUCUGUAACAAUUCAUGAGGAUAUACAAUAAGAGAUGCCUUCUGAGUUUAAGCA
This is a messenger RNA of Nymphaea colorata (pocket water lily), 1165 nucleotides long. Its product is annotated as fruit protein pKIWI502. Bases 79 to 990 code for a protein of 303 amino acids. Lineage: Eukaryota; Viridiplantae; Streptophyta; Magnoliopsida; Nymphaeales; Nymphaeaceae. The transcript has 5 exons. Gene Ontology annotation, molecular function: oxidoreductase activity. The record is from RefSeq and is a predicted model, not a curated record.